CGCCCUCUGCAGGCAAUAAGAGGACAGGAUAUACCGAGUUGCUAGUAAACUUCUAAAAAAAUUGCAAAAAUGUCGGCGCCUACUGUUAAGAAAAGAAGAAUUUUAUCGAAAACUGAUGAUGAACAAAGCAGAAGUUCAUCACCGAAGAGAGAGUCGAAAAAGGCAGUACAUGUCAAAGUCAAAAGGGAGCAGUCUCCAUAUGAUGAAGAGAAAGAAGUAGCAGCCCGAGACAAGGAGAAGGAUCUACAGCUUCACAAUGAGACCUCUACGAAGCUAAGGAACUUGAUGGCUGACAUCCAUGCCUACAAAUCUAAGGAGCAGUCAGGGAAGGACGAUGAGAUUGAUGAGAAGCAGAAAGAAGUGGCCCUCUUGUUUGUAACUCUGAAGAAAUUAAAUCGUGUGUCUCAUCUCCGAUGUAAGAAGGCUCGGGACGAGACCCAGGGAGCCAAGCAGAAGGUGGAUAACUUGCAUCUUCAGCUUCAGAACCUACUCUAUGAGGUCAUGCAUCUACAGAAGGAGAUCACAAAGUGCCUCGAGUUCAAGUCCAAGGAUGAAGACAUUGAGUUAGUGGAUGUGGAAACGUUCUUCAAAGAAGCUCCUCCCAGCAUCUCUAAACCCUCCACCACAAAGCAUGAUGAACACAAGCUACAAUUAGCCAGGCUAGAUUGGGAAUUAGAGCAAAGGAAAAGAUUGUCCGAGCAGUACAAGGCCAGGCAGGGAAACCGUGAUGGAGUGGCUAAGAGUAUACACCAGAAGAAAGAUUACCUGGAGAGCUUACAACCAAGACUCUCUAAUAUUCUUGAGGCUACCAUCCCUGUUCAGCAGCACUUAUCAAUGCCUUUCAAUGAGAUCCGAUCUCAGCACCAGCUAGCCAAGCUUCUACCCAGGCCACUAUACUUCCUCUAUGUGCAGGCCAAUGCAUACCAUGAAGCUUGUGAUGGAUCUAUGAGUCUGAAGAUAGAAGGUGAUGCAGAGACUGCAUCCUCUACUCUCUCUGCUUCCAAUGAGGAUGAGGAGGAUAGCGACUCAGAUAGUGAAGAAACACUGUCUGAAUCAAAACGCAGGAGAAAGACGAUGGGAGACAAGCUGGAAGAACAGAGACAGAAGAUUCUUGCCAAGCAUCCUCUACAAGUCAUUAUGACUCUCAGAUUCAAAGCUUGUGGUACUUUACUGACUUUAACAUUCAACUACAUGAUGGUGCUUCAGAUCAUUACUGUUAAUGUAGACAUCAAGCUUGGUGGUUCUGUACAGCAGGUUGCCAACUCAGCCAGCGGUCUCUUGUCGCCGUCAAAUCUGCUGAGCUUGCUGUUCCCAGGGGAUGAUGGGAAGGAAUCGCCCAAAACAACCAACGCCUAUCAGCUUAGCAAGAUAGGAAUGAAUGACCUGGCCUCGUACAUUGGUCAGAUCGGUCAUCCAUACCGCUGGGUCCAGUGGUUAGGUGGGCUAGAUUUCUUAUCAGACAGUGGUGGGAACACGGUCAAGGCCUCAGCAGCCCUCAGUAACAGUCAUAUGGAGUCAACGGUCAAGGCCUUGAAGUCCAGGGUCAAGGCCAGACUGACACUCAAUCAGCAGCUGCUCAGUCUAGAAGGGAAAACAAUAGCAGUUCCUGCAGCCUCUAUCAACCUGUUCCCAACCAAGAUCUGUUCAUCUCUCAAAUCCUGGACAACAAUAACUGCUGAAGACUUCCAGGUUAUUCCAUUCUUGAGAGGGCACCCUUCUGCUGACAGACUGGAUGACUCGCAUACAAUCUUUCAAGCUAUGAUGGAGCGAGGCUCAGCCAAGCUACAGGUAUUGAUACUGCUCGGCCUAGACUACCCUAACCAGCCACCUCAUUUUAUUCUCAAUCUUCAGUGGGUAGGACAACGCAACUCCAACAACGAUCUCCACAUCAGGGAUAUGGAGGCCGAGUUAAACAUCCACUAUGGUGAGCUGAUCGGUAAGACGACCGUCAACCAUCUGAUGACUAACCAGCUUCAGAGGGUUCUUAUGUGUCUGGAUGUGUACCUAGAGACCCAGCAGGGGCGCAGGAGAGAUGAACAGGCAGUAGGAGGUACAGAGGGACCAACAGAGUUUGUCAUGGAGAAGAUGUAUACAAGAGUGACGAGGGGUAGGAAUCGAUCCAAGCCAUUCAAGUACAACUCUCUGCAGGGAUACUUCAUGCAACGUCUUUAACAUCAAGGACAGUCAGCAUUCCAGUUCAGCUAGGGACUUUAUUUGCUUGUAGACUAGGUUGUGGUAAUGUGGUGGAAAUCCUAUAGUAACACAGACUGAAAUCCAUCUUGAAAUCUAUGAAUUCACAUAUUCAUCAGCUGAUAUCUCUUGUGUUUCUAUGAAUCUGCUUUUAUUUGUUUAAAAUUAAAUUUGAUCCACUCUUGCUAGCUGAGUCAGUUUACAAUGUUCAUAUGGAUUUAAGAGCAAUUCCAUACCAUGAAAGCCAUAUAUACCAACAUGUUUCCAGACAGGUUGGUUUAACCGGACAGUUCAUAUCAAACAGUAUUUUAAAGAAGUUUACAUGCAAUAUUUCAUAAAUCUUUUCUUAAGACUUAAUUUGGACAAUAUAAUAAAGGGCAAAAAUAUGUGAUGGUGAGUGCCAUUUGAUGCCUAUUUCAUGUUAGUUCCAAACGCACAAAUGACAACUUUGAUUUGUUAAGCCUGUGGACACACAUACCCCUAAAUAUAUAUGUUCUAUGUAGGUGUUUAUGUGACCAGGGGCCUCUUGCCUUUAAAGUUGCUUUCACCCAUUAUAUACCCAGACCAAAGUAACUUGAGCUGGAGUCUUAUGAGAAGGUGUGCUGUAUCAAAAUGUAAUUGGAUCCAAGAAUUUAAAAAACAUCCCCCAAAACCAGGAACAAAACAACAACAACCAAAUGUAAGUUCCAAAUAAAUGAUCCUGAUUGGUUGAAGAUUAAGUUUCAUUUAUUUUCUUUUGUUGUGUUUAAAUGUAAAUUUGUAUACGAGAGGCCCGAGGUCACCUGUUAACGUAGAACUCGCAUCUGUGGGAAAUUUCAUAUUCAUUUCAAUUCAUGUUGUUCAUUUGCUUAAAACCCAUCAAACUCAUAACAGAAGUGUAAAGACAAAAGACCAAUUCAUACCAAACACUAUUCUAUAGUCAUGCAUGCAACACUCUGCACUAUUCAAUAUCCAAUAAGCAAAAACUGUUUCUUUACAAUUGUGAAGACCUUUGGUUUCUUCAGUUACGGUUAAAAUACAUAUGGAAGUUGAUACUGAUAACAUAUUUUUUGUUUUUUAUAUUGCAAUUUUUCAAGCAAAAUUUAGAAAUAAAGGCUUUUAAUUUGAAUGAUGUUAAGUUAAACAAAUUACUUUUGAUCUGUACCAGAACUCAACAUUUUAUUAAAAAUGAUUUUGUUAAAACAAUGCAGUUAAAUUUUUAUUAUGUCAGACAACAUAGAAGUACACAAAUCAUAAGGCGCAUCCACCAUAAUGUAGUGUUUUAUUUUCAUUUUAUUGAAAAAUUGUUUUGUACAAAGGUACAUACCUGUAUAUUCACAUUUUGUAAACAUCAUGUCAUGUAUAUACAUACGAGCCUAGAAGGGUUUUAAUAAUAAAAUAAGACCUGAAUGAAAUCUUUAAA
Molecule: messenger RNA, 3592 nt
Organism: Strongylocentrotus purpuratus (purple sea urchin)
Lineage: Eukaryota; Metazoa; Echinodermata; Echinoidea; Camarodonta; Strongylocentrotidae
Gene: thoc5
Product: THO complex subunit 5 homolog A
Exons: 17
Coding region: 70-2172 (700 amino acids)
Biological process (GO): positive regulation of DNA-templated transcription, elongation; mRNA export from nucleus
Cellular component (GO): THO complex part of transcription export complex
Molecular function (GO): mRNA binding
Source: RefSeq, a predicted model, not a curated record